Molecule: messenger RNA, 7149 nt
Organism: Pocillopora verrucosa
Lineage: Eukaryota; Metazoa; Cnidaria; Anthozoa; Scleractinia; Pocilloporidae
Product: unconventional myosin-X
Cellular component (GO): cytoskeleton; myosin complex
Molecular function (GO): ATP binding; cytoskeletal motor activity
Source: RefSeq, a predicted model, not a curated record
CGGAACUGCAGAAAGCAGUGCCAUUUCGGAAGUGGUUUCCAAUUUUUUCUCCAACGCACAGACUUUUCGCAAACCUUGCUAUGUCUUGAUGAAACGUUGCCCGUGAUUGGGAAGUUAAACUAUGGAAUCAUUUCACGAAGUGGGAUCUCGUGUGUGGCUUCUUGAGGGGAAAGACUGGGUCCCUGCCACUGUAACAGAAUCAAACGGGGGACAAGUUACUUUCCGUACAGAAUAUGAUAAGACCUAUAAUAUUGCUAAAGAGUCACUAAACAGACAGAAUGUUACAGCAAUGCAUCAGACCAGUGUGGAAGGAGUGGAUGAUAUGGCCAACUUAGGUGACCUCCAUGAUGCUGCUAUCCUGCACAAUCUCCAUCUCAGAUUCACCAGUGACAAGAUAUAUACCUACAUUGGAUCAAUAUUGUGUGCAGUAAAUCCUUAUUAUGUAAUUGAAGGACUCUAUGAUAGAUCAGUAAUGGCAGAUUACAGAGAAAGGCAUAUUGGUGAGCUUCCACCCCAUGUGUUUGCUAUUGCAAAUGAAUGUUACUAUUCCAUGUGGAAAAAGGGAGAAAGUCAAUGCAUACUCAUAAGUGGUGAGUCUGGAGCAGGCAAGACAGAAUCUACAAAGUUUAUACUAAAGUAUUUAUCAGAUGUCAGCAGAGGAACUGGGGAAUUGGAAAAUAUCCCAAAUGUAGAUGAUGCCAUUCUGCAGAGCAGUCCCAUCAUGGAAGCCUUUGGAAAUGCAAAAACUGUUUACAACAACAACUCAAGUAGAUUUGGAAAGUUCAUUCAACUGCAGUUCAAUGCCAAGGGUCAAAUGGAUGGAGGAAAAAUAAAUGACUUCCUUUUGGAGAAGAAUCGUGUAGUCAGACAAAAUCCAGGUGAAAGAAAUUACCACAUAUUUUAUGCCCUUCUGGCUGGGGCAUCUGAUGAACAAAAAAGUACAUUGCUUCUUAAUUCUCCGGAGAAGUAUUACUACCUGAAACAGAGUGGUUGCUAUGGAGAUCCAUCGAUUAAUGACAAGGACGAUUUCAACAAUGUCAUGAAUGCUAUGAAAGUGAUGUGCUUCACGGAAGAGGAGAUCUCUGAUGUCCUACAAGUCAUUGCUGGAGUCCUACAGCUUGGGAAUGUUCAUUUUCUGGCUGCGGGCGGCGCACAAGUUUCCGAGAAAAGUGUCUUAGAAAAUGUGGCAAACCUUCUUCGUGUGGAUAUCUACGAGUUAACGGAUGCUUUGACGCAGAAAUCAAUGAUCCUCCGAGGCGAAGAAAUCCAGUCACCGCUCUCUGUUGAACAGGCGUUGGACUCUCGAGAUUCAAUGGCAAUGAACCUCUACGCUUGCACAUUUAAAUGGCUCAUCAACAAGAUAAACCAAAGGAUCAAAGGGUCUGAUCUCUUCUCUUCCAUCGGUGUUCUAGAUAUCUUUGGAUUUGAGAACUUUGAUGUUAACAGGUUUGAGCAGUUCAAUAUCAACUACGCCAAUGAAAAGCUUCAACAGUACUUCAACAAGCACAUCUUUUCUCUGGAACAGCAUGAGUACAACAGGGAGGGGCUGGAGUGGGCAGAUAUUGACUGGGUGGAUAAUGGGGAGUGCCUGGACCUCAUUGAAAAGAAACUUGGUGUGCUGGCUCUGAUUGAUGAAGAAAGUAACUUUCCUAAAGGAACCGACGGAUCCAUGUUAGACAAACUUCAUUCAAGUCACGAGGGAAACACCUUUUACGUGAAACCACGGGUGGCAAACACAAAGUUUGGAAUCAAGCAUUAUGCAGGAGAGGUAUUUUAUAGCACCAAAGGUUUUCUGGAAAAGAACAGGGAUGCUUUUCGAGACGAGAUCCUCAAUGUUCUAAUGCAGAGCAGGUCGGACUUUAUUUACGACCUCGUUGAACAACUGAAACCCUCUGUACCGACGGCAGGAACCAAGAAGUCCUCAAGGAAGAGACCGACUGUUAGCUCACAGUUCAAGACAUCCUUAGCAUCACUUAUGACCACACUGAGCCAGUCGCAUCCCUAUUUUGUACGUUGUAUCAAACCGAAUGAAAAGAAGCUGCCACAGUUCUUUAACCCCAAGCUUGUUCUCAAUCAAUUGAGGUAUUCAGGAAUGCUGGAGACUGUUCGGAUUCGUCGAGCUGGGUAUCCUGUAAGACGAACCUAUGAGGACUUCUUAUUCAGAUACAAAGUGCUUUUCCGUGGGAAGAAUUUGUCUGGGGAUAAAAGUGAUUGCUCCAUGCUCCUUCAAGAGUUUGACACCGAGAAACAGUCCUUUAAACUUGGGAAUACCAAGGUUUUUAUGAAAGACAACUUGGAAUAUACGAUAGAGCGGAUGAGAAAUGAGCAGUUGGAAGCUGUUGCAAUGCUUAUCAAACGAAGAAUCAUUGGUUACCUUCAACGGAAGAAAUAUCUAAAGAUUCGCCAACACAUAAUUUUGAUUCAAAAGAACUACAAGGCCCAUUACUAUCGCAAACUUUACCACAAGAAGCGGUUGGCGGCUAUUGUCAUUCAAAAGUAUGAAAGACGACGUACGGCUCAAGCACUUCUCAAAAGACUCCUCGAGGAGAAAAGAAUCGAAGAGGAACGGAAACGAGAGGAAGAAAGAAGAAGAGAAGAAGAAAGAAGGAGAGAAAUGGAAAGACUCGAACAGGAGAGAAAGAUUCAGGAACUCGAGGAACUCCGUCGAAAGGCCGAAGAAGAAGCCAGGCUUAGGAGGGAGGAGGAAGAGGAAAGACUUCGAAAAGAAGAAGAACAGAGACAAGCGGUGUUGGCAAAAGCAAGAGAGAUUGAAGAGGCGAGGAGACUGGAAGAAGAGGCCAAGAGGAAGGCAGAGGAAGAAGCUCGCCGAAAGGAAGAAGAGGAGAAAAGACUUCGUGAAGAAGAGGAAGCCAGAAAGAAAGCAGAAGAAGAGGAGACACUUCGUAAAGAAGCUGAGGCUGAGGCGGCAGCUCAGAUUGCUGAGUUAGACAGACAGCUGAAGCUGGAGGAUAGUGAUGAAGAAGAUGAAGAUUCAGAGGAGGCCUGGGAAAGACCACCCAGUUUGUACGAGACUCAGGAUCUGCCAAUAAGAGAGGGUUACCUCAUGAUGAGAGGUGGUUUACUGAGUUUGUGGAAGAAGCACUGGUGCGUACUGAGAGACGACACUUUCAUGUGGUUCAGAGGAAAGCAGGAUGCUCUGAAAUGUGGCUGGUUAAUGAAGAAAGGUGGCGGAACAACGACAUUAUCAAGGCGCAAUUGGAAACGCCGAUGGUUUGUGCUGAAGGACAAUGUUCUGACUUAUCAUGAGAGUGACCAGGAAGGAUCCAAAAGCCUGGGAACCAUUGACAUCAGAAAUGCAGUACGCAUUGUGGACGAUGGAGUGAAAGAAAAUGGCUUCAGUAUUAUUACAGAGAAUAGGACAUAUCACGUGAUUGCAGAGAGCACCAAUGACUGGAACCAGUGGUUCAACGUUUUAAAUCGUGUACAUAGGGCUACCGAAGAAGAAUUGAAAGGAAUGAGAGAAGAGUCAGCUAAUGUCAAACAUGCAGUGGGCACUAUUGAUAUAGCCAUGAUAGAGUCCUGUACACCUGGUGGAGUCGCCAACAAAGCCAAUUCGUUCACUCUCAUCACCGCGAAUCGUGUAAUGAACUUUAUCACAGAUUCUCCCGAGGAGGUCAAUGGAUGGGUGGAAGCUAUACAACAGUGUAAGGAGCACGAAAUCGACGAAGGUGUGGCUGAUACGAUUGAGAGAGGCUGGCUCAUUAAAGAGGGCGCUAAUGACGAUUCGAGACGAAAGAGGUGGUGCGUUCUGACAGGAAAUUCACUUGAUUACUACAAAUCAUAUGUGAAAAACAGCCCCAAGUUUGGAUCUAUUGUCUUGAACAGUCUUUGCUCUGUUGUAUCGCCAGAGGAACGUGAACCAGGUGACUGGACAUUUAUCGUAAAUGGCAGAAAGCGAUCGUACGUUCUCCAUGCAAAACUUCAGGAAGAGGCAAUCCGUUGGGCGAGUGAAAUUCAAGAGGUAAUAGAUUCUAAACCACCAGUUGAAACAGCUUUCGAGAAGUUGGUAUCAGAGUUAAAGAGCACAAUGACUGAGAGUGAAGCCGACCAAGUGUACCGCACUAACCCGGUGCUGAAGUAUUCCAAGAUACCACUCAAGGCUCCUUUGCUACCCCUCCCCUAUGGACAAUCACAGUCCUCACGAGCAAAGGGUAAAGGUUAUGGCACCUUCCAUGAAGAGGCUGUUGGAGUUUUUAGUUCACUGCUGGAACAAGAAUCCAUUGCAGAUCCUAUCCCAGUUAUUCAAGGAAUCCUACAAACUUGCCAAGACUUGAAACCUCUAAGAGAUGAGGUGUUCUGCCAGCUGAUCAAACAGACUACAAAUCACCCUACUCCUGACUCCAUUGGAAACCUCAGAAACAUGCAGGUGUUGGUUUGUAUGUGCUGCACAUUCGUCCCAACCAGAAAGUACCUUCGAUACUUGAGAUUUCACUUGAAAAGAAAUAGAGAUAAACAUCCCGAUACAGAAAUGGCCAAGUUUGCAGUGUUUGCCUUAGAAUGUAUCAAGAGAACCAGACCAAGGGAAUUUCCUCCUUCAAGAGAAGAAAUCAUUUCUCUUCUGGGCCGUCGAGAGCUCUCGGCUGUUGUUCACUGCUAUGGCGGAGGAUCAUGUAAGAUUACAAUCAACUCUGCCACUACAGCAGGAGAGGUUGUCGAGAAGUUGUGCAAGGGCUUGAAUAUCCCACAGAGGUGUAACAUUUUCACUCUGUUCGAGCAGUGCGGCACGAUAGAGAAGAAUAUCGAAGACAGAACUGUGCUUGCAGACGUCUUGUCCAAGUUUGAAAAGUACAAGGCGUUAGGUCUGACCGAAGCAGGCUAUUCAUGGAAGCUUUUCUUUAAGAUUUUUUGCUACCUUCAACCCGAACUGGUGGAAGUGGACACUAUUGAAUAUGGAUUUCUUUAUGAACAGGCUUGUGACUCGAUCAUACUUGGUAAAUACCCUGCUCCGGAUACCACUUUGUACCUUCUCGCUGCCUUACGGCUUCAGUUCAAUGAAGGAGACUAUAACACUGGUGCUUGGGUAUCUGAUCUGAACUCGGUUUAUCCUCCUGGGAAACUGAAACAGAAAGUAAAGACGGAAAACAGUGGUAUCACAAGAGAAAGACACUUCAGCAUCAAGGGAACAAUAAGGAAAGCCGUCUCUCCUUUCCGAUCAGCUGGUGGACCAGAAAAUGGCGAGGAAGAUAGCAAGAAAGCCACUGAGGAAGAGCUUUCGUUUAUAAAGAGUUCUAUAUGUGAGCAGUGGAAAAAACUUGCUGGCAUGGAUCAAGAACAAGCUCAGAAACAGUACAUGGAAAUACUAAGAAGUUGGCCUGGUUAUGGUUCCACCCUGUUUGACGUGGAGACGAAAGACCCAGGCUUUCCUCCCGAACUCUGGCUGGGUGUGAGUUUCAAGGGCGUGGGUUUCUACAAGCGAGGAGACGUCAGACCACAGUGUCAAUUCAGUUAUGAAAAUAUUUUAUCAUUUGGAGCUCCGGCUGCCAACAAGUAUAAGAUCAUCGUUGACGGGAGAGAACCCAUGUUGUUUGAAACAUCUCAGGUUAUCGAGAUUGCCAAACUGAUGAAAGCAUACAUUAAUCAAAUUGUCAAACUACGCAGAUCAAGCUACUUCAGUCAAGCGUCAGAAGCCUCGGACUCCUAGUUUUGAAAACUGAUGCGAGUGUGAAAAGCUGUUACCAUACGGUUUUUUCCUUUUUUUCUUUCUUUUUCUUCAAAAAUAUCAUCAGCUCUUAAGUCUCACCAAAUGGCUCAAUUUUGAAUAUAUUGGCGGGGGAAGUUGUAUAGAGUGCAACAGGUUCUUUGGGUGUAAGGGUUAGAAACAAGUUAUAGUCCAAGUAAAUGCUCCAUAAACCAGCUGCAGUAUGAUUGCAGCAUCAAAGCCGGAAACUCUUCAUCUCUCUUUCAUUAUUUUUCCUGUAGUAAUUUUCGUCAGUUCAGGUCGUUGCUAGAGCAGUAGAACAUUGUACAAGACAUUAUCCAAUUCAACCCAAUUUACUUGAUGUAAAAUCCCUUUACUUCCCCUUCAUGGUUUAGUAAUACACACACCUAUUGCUACUGCUUCCCAAGUAUCAGAAGUGAUCAAUCAGUUUUCUUAUUUGGCUUAUAACUUAAUCCGUUGCUAAGCAAACAAUUUAACAUAUCAAUGGUUUUUUAAAGUAAGAUAAUUAAAGAGCUUACAUAUAUAAAUGCUCAGAUCUUUUAGUACAGUAAUUUAAAAUAGCAAUCCUUGAGAAUUGAUAUUUUAGAGUCCUAACUGAAAUCUUGCUAAGGAAUGUGGGGACGAAAGUAAAUAAAUUUGUCUGAAAAUAAAGUGUAAGCACUUGGAGUAUUUUCCAAGUUAAUACUCAAAUUUUAUAUGGACUCAUAUAAAAGAAAAAAAUAUUUUUGUCAGGGGGAAAAUAUCUAAUUUGUCCAUCAUGGGAUACAUAGCUCAUUUGAGCAUUUAAUUGUAAUUGAAUAUGUGUGAAGUAAGUUUAUUACAAUGUAAGUGAAGCUAACAAUGUGCCUCAUGUAUAAUUUUAUACACUAGUCAUAAUAGAUAUUAUGUUUUGAUAACAAAAUUGAGUAUAAUCCACAUUCUUUGCUAUGUGAAUGUGAAAAUUGCAUGAUGAAAGAGUAAUAUUCCUUUGAAUUUCAUCAGUGUCAAAAAAUUGUCGUAAUGCCAUGUGUAAUCAAGAAAACAACUGUUGUCAAGUCUGCAUGCCUUUUCCAUUAGCCAAACUGAUUUAAGUAACAUUCGCGCAUGAAGUCCUCAAUCACUUGCAUGGCAAUCAUCCAAUCUUAUCCCAGAGGGUGCAAUUGUUUUGACAAAAACAAGAAAAUUGUGAAGUCUGGGGAAUGAAAGAUUGCAGAUGAGCAUCACAAUGACAACAGUAAAGUUUUCCUUCAAUGGGAAGUUUGCUUUAUAAUAAGGAAUGAAGAAUUCAUGGUGAGCCACUUUCAUAGAUGCUGUAGUUCCUAAUUUAUAAAGAAAGGGAGGCAGUAGUGAUAUUAGAUAAACUAGAUAGCAUGUUAAUUUCCAUAACAGUUGUUAAAAUUGCAAUUGAUGCACUUUUUUUUAUCUUACUAUUUAAUUCAAAUUGCUUUGUGAACAGUUUUAUAAAGGAAUAAAUGUGACAAGAAACUUUA